Molecule: messenger RNA, 1435 nt
Organism: Cloeon dipterum
Lineage: Eukaryota; Metazoa; Arthropoda; Insecta; Ephemeroptera; Baetidae
Exons: 7
Coding region: 146-1372 (408 amino acids)
Source: RefSeq, a predicted model, not a curated record
CUAAAAUGUAGAUAUAAUAGCACAGAGCAUUGACCUGAUUUUGAUCGAAAAGGGAAGCGGAGAAAAGAGGGGCAGUGGAGCAAUAGCUGCUUUAUCAUAGUAUUUUAUAACUCACUCCGCAGUGUCAGUCGCACGCCGCGUGGCGAUGAAAGCCAAAUUUCCGGCUAUGAAUUCGAACCAACUUCAAGCCAUGACGUGCGUAUUCUUUGUAAUCGCAAUUACUUGGCACAUUUUUCAAAGCAAUAAGGAAUUGACGCAACUGAGGAAAGUGGUAUUUGAACAAGAAAAGGAGCUAGUAAAGCUGCGAGAGAGCCACGACUCCAUGAAAUGGUCCAUGGACUCUUUAUGGGUGGACGUUAACCGCGAAGCCGCGAAUCUGGUUCAGACAGAGGACGAUGUCUAUUUAAAAAACUUGGUGAACCAGGCAAAAAGCAUGGUGGACUUCACAAUGAUCAACGAAACAGCCAUGAUGGAUCGGGCUAUUAAAGAGCUCAAGCAAUACGCGCAGAGUGAAUUAACAGAAAAAACUGGCGGAGGCUUUGAAAAUCAGUCUAUUCAAAGCCUGGCAAAUGACAUACGAAAGUUUGCGACGGACUUUAUAGAAUCCAAAUUUCCUCCAAGCGUCAAGAAGUGGUUUGUGUAUUACCCGGCUGAAGUGGCGAGGAUAUCUAAAUUCGUGAGGGAUGAAUCAGAGUUGAUAAAUUACCUGCGGCGUGAAUAUUUCGUCAAGACAAGUAGCCCUGAAGAUCCAUACGUCCUGAACCAGCCACACAAAGAAGACCAUUCUGGUGGCAUAGUGCUCAAGUACACCAAUCUUUUCAACAAUAAAAAAAGUGGUUCCUUCAUUGAGUGUGGAGCUGGUGACGGCGAAAACACCUCGAGUACUCUUUAUCUAGAACGCCGUCUACAAUGGUCGGGUAUUUUGGUUGAAGCAGACCCUGACAACUUUGCAUCGCUUAUUAAAAAGCAAAGAAAGUCCAAUCUCGUUCCAGCGUGUAUUACCGCCAAAGACAAGCCUGAAUUUGGAAAGUUUACGGCAUCGCCAAAAGGUUACGUCAGAGUUAGCGAUAGCACGCAUCUCGACAGCAAAACUGGAAUUUACGUCCUUUGCUUUCCCCUGAAAACCAUUUAUUUAGCUCUAGAAAAGAAAGAGGUCGAUCUUUUAGUUUUAAAUAUUGGCAGAGGUGUGGAGGAAGAAAUUAUAAAAACCCAGCCGUGGAAAGAUAUAAAUAUUUCGGUGAUCUCAAUCGUCUACCCUUCUGGAAUGAAUGUCACUGAGCUAAAAAUACACAUGAGUCAAUUUAAUUAUAAUGCGACUGGAGAUGAAACUGGAGGUCCAUUAAUAUUUGUUAAAUAUAAUUUGAAUGUGUAAUAAGGAAUAAACUAAAAAGGUUUAUCAUAUAUUUUGUUGAAUUAUAAAAACUAAUGUUAUAAA